Molecule: messenger RNA, 1865 nt
Organism: Pongo pygmaeus (Bornean orangutan)
Lineage: Eukaryota; Metazoa; Chordata; Mammalia; Primates; Hominidae
Exons: 2
Coding region: 838-1443 (201 amino acids)
Source: RefSeq, a predicted model, not a curated record
AGUUUUUAGGGUAUGACUCCCCAGGCCCCUUAGAUAGGAAUCUGGGCAAGAGAGAAAAAAUGUCAGUUUAGUCCUCAGUACAUUCUGUGGGUUUGAACAGAUGUCUAAUGCCAUAUCCACCACUGUCAUAUCAUACAGAGUAGUUUCACAGUCCUGCAGAUCCCCUGUGCUCUGCCUGUUCAUCCCUCUCUCCCCCAACCCCUGCCAACCACUGCUCUUUUUACUGUCUCCAUGGUUGUGCCUUUUCCAGAAUGUGACAGAGUUGGAAUCUUACAGUAUGCAGCCUUUUCACAUCAGUUUCUUUCAGUUGUAAUAUGCAUUGAAGGUUCUUUCAUGCAGCUCAAUAGUGUUUGGCAGAAACUCAAAGGCAGGGAGAGGAAUGGGAAAUCUGUGUGGUGGAAAAGAGGAAGAGGAGUCCUGAUGGGACUGCCAGCUGCCAGAGGCAGCUGCUAGUGAAGUGGCUUCAUUGUCUGGGGUGACACCCAAGGUUCAUUGUCUCACAGCCACAGAGAUCAAGGGCAUGGACACACAAAGGGUGAGGUUAAGAGUGGAAAUUUAAUAGGUGAAAGAAAGAGAAUAGCUCUCUGCUACAGAGAGGGGUCCCGGAAAAAUAGGUUGCUGAUGCACAGUGAAAUGCAGAUUUUUAUAGAUGAGCUAGUGGGGAGCAGUGUCUGAUCUACAUCGGGUGCAAAAAAACAGGACCAGGUGUGCCAUCUGCAUAGGGCAUGAAUCUCUGGAUGCCCCCACACCAAUCUUCUAUUUAUUACGCAGACUCCACCUCCAAGACAAGACUCGGAAAAAGGUGUGAAGCUCAAGUCGGAUGACCACGACCCACGCAUGGCCACGGACGGGCCCAUGUUACUCUUCGCAGUCCUCCUGGAACAGCCGGGCCGGUCCUCACCUCCGGGGAGGGGCUUGGAGAUAAUGGGUGUAAUGGAAGGCCUGAGGACCUGGCCCCACGCCAGUGGGCGUCCGGCAGAGUACCCCAUCCCCCGUUCACACUCUCAGAAGGCCCAUCGAUUCCUGCGUGUACUAGUCGACCCGCUCAGGCCACAGCACUCCGAGCUCAAGAGUGCGCCUCCAACGCUGACCCGCAGGUUUAAUCUCCGACGAAAGGACGAAGAGUACACCCGGCAAAGCGAGGCUCAUCCUGCCAGUGCUGCCAGUGCCGCCAGUCCCCUUGAACUCUGCAUGGCGCCCUGUGGCCAAAUCCCCUUUCUUGCCUGCUUCGCCAGAGCGCCAGAGAGAAAACCUUCAAAGUGCAGCCAGGUGGCGCCCGACAGCCGGCGCAAGCAGCCGCGGAUAGAAUGGGCAUCGCCAGCGGGCGAGGCCUCUCCUAGUCCCAGACCACCUGGGAUCGCGUUUCUUGGCCUGGGGCGGGUGGAGGAGCUCCCAGUCGGCAUGGCCUGGAAUGAAGCGACCCCGCAGCCGAAGGGGACUUGAAAAUUUUUCCUAACAACCGUUCCACUCCGAGGGACUGCUACCUGCUAGGACAGACCUCCCACGCGGCUCAGGGCCUGGCGAUCUUCCGCGGGAACUGGGAACGUUUCCGGAGACCCCGGCAGGCCGGCGCUCUGCCUCGGCUUCACAGUGCAGCGGGGUCCCGGGUUCCCCGAGGAUUCGGAAGUUUUGCGGGGCGCCGGCGGCGGGAGAGACCGUGAAGUUGAAACCGUGAAAGGCAGAACGUGGGUGAAUCGCUUUUAUUCUGUCUUUUCGGAGUGGGGAAGCCUUUCUAAAGCAUAAAAUAAACCCAGAAGCCAUCAAGGAAAUGAUUGAUCAGCUUGACAACAUGAAGUUUCACAAGCAACGUCAAAAGAUAACAAAUGAUUGUGGGGAUCACUUAUGCAUAAGAUAAGAAUAUUGAC